Bombus terrestris (buff-tailed bumblebee) is the source of this 2896-nucleotide messenger RNA. Its product is annotated as LMBR1 domain-containing protein 2 homolog. The transcript is spliced from 11 exons. NCBI's taxonomy places the organism in Eukaryota, Metazoa, Arthropoda, Insecta, Hymenoptera, Apidae. The record is from RefSeq and is a predicted model, not a curated record. The coding region runs from base 527 to 2596 and encodes 689 amino acids. Gene Ontology annotation, cellular component: membrane.
UUAUGUUUAUAUCGAAACGUGAAUUCUGAAUCCUGACAUUGUUGCCAGAUUUACCCCCUGUAUAGCCUAUACCCUGUAUCUAUCUGAUCUAAAGUAGGCUCUGGACGUGUAGUAUUAUUCGUAAAUGACAAUUUGACGUGUACAUGUGACGUCGAUAUUUUUGACUGUAUCGUGCAAUGUAUGCCUAACGAUUUUACUGUAGAGAAGAAAUGGAUAAAGUGUAUUUUUCAAUGAUAAAACAAAAAUGUCAGAGUUGAUGGAUAAUUCUUCAGAAAAGAUUGACAUAAUCCUUCCUAGGCAAAGCUUGCUAUACCAGGAAGAAAAUUUGGAUUAUAUACUUUGUAAACCUAAAUUAAUUCCUUUAAAAUCAGUUACAUUAGAGAAGUUAGAGAAGAUGCAAAAGGAUGCUGAAUUAAAGAUCCGAGAAGCAGUAGAAUAUAAUAAUGCAAAUGAUAAUGAAUAAGAUAUAAAACUAAAGGCAAAAUAAUUAUAAAGUUAUGGUGAGAUAAAAUUAGAAAUCACCAAAAUGGUUCUUGGAAUAUUCUUGACAGAAAUUGUGGUAGCAUUUUGCCUUGCUGCCACUUUAUUAUAUAAAUAUGGUAAUAUUUUUCGGCAACAUAUUAUUGUUACAAUCUCUGUACUCAUAGCAUGGUAUUUUUCACUGCUGAUAAUAUUUAUCUUACCUUUAGAUGUUUCAUCUACUGUCUAUAGACAAUGUGAUGAAAAAAAUAUUUAUAAUAGCACAAAAAUAAACUCUGACAGUACAACAACAGUCCCAUUUCAUACUUGUAAAGAACCUUGGCCUAAUGUACCAGAACAUAUAUUUCCAAAUUUAUGGAGAAUUGUGUAUUGGACUUCACAAUGUUUAACAUGGUUGAUAUUACCACUUAUGCAAUCUUAUAUAAAAGCAGGAGAUUUCACAGUUCAAGGAAAGCUAAAGUCUGCUUUAAUAGAUAAUGCUAUAUAUUAUGGAAGUUAUUUGUUCAUAUGUGGUAUCCUCCUAAUAUAUAUAGCAUUAAAACCUGGUUUUGAUCUUGAUGGUCAAAAAUUAAAAGCUAUAGCAUCAUCUGCAUCAAAUACCUGGGGUUUAUUCUUACUGGUAUUACUACUUGGAUACGCACUUGUAGAAGUUCCUCGGGGAUUAUGGAAUGCUAGUAAACCUGGAUACACUUUGAAUUAUAGCUAUUUUAAAGUUGCUAAAUUAAGUUUGGAUAAAUGUGAAGCAGAGGAAACAGUAGAUGACAUACUUGAGUCUUUACAAGCUGCUACAGUAUCUAUUGGACCAGGACAUCCUUUUCAUUGUAAUUUAGAAACGAUUUUUCAAAAAAUUCCUGCAGAAUUAAAAGACAGAAUGAAUAGAAGACAACUACCAGAUGAUACACCAACAGAUACACCAUCCGAAAAAGCAUUAAUACGUUUACAUAGACAAACAAUAAAAGCAUUGCAAACUUUACAACGUAUAGAAACUCAAUGGGGAAUUUUGGUUGAUAAAAUAAUUGAUUUAGAGGAUAUAGCAAAAAAUCAAGUAAGUGAUGAUAAAAGGUUUAAAACAACUUUUCCUACACAUCGUUCAUUUCCACUUCGUGUUGUUUACAGUCCAGUUAUUGAGUGGUAUUGGAAAUGUGUCAUAAGGAGUUAUGUACAAAAAAUUAUAGCUGUUUGCACUGGAUGUCUUUCAAUAGCUGUAGUAUGGUCAGAAGUAACAUUUUUUAAUAAAACUCCAGUGUUAUCAUUAUUUGCCCAAUUUUUGAAUCUAGCUAAAGAAAAUUACGAUUAUUUUACCAUUGAGGUAUUAUCAAUGAUGAUAAUUGCUUACCUUUGUUACUGUGCUUAUUCAACUGUUUUAAAAAUUCGUGUAUUGAAUUUAUAUUACUUGGCACCCCAUCAUCAGACUAAUGAGUAUAGUUUAAUAUUUAGUGGAAUGAUGUUAUGCCGUCUUACACCACCUAUGUGUUUAAACUUUCUGGGUCUUAUACACAUGGAUUCACAUAUUAUUAAAACUCACAUUUUGGAAACUCAUUACACUCAAGUAAUGGGGCAUAUGGAUGUUAUUUCCAUUAUAUCUGAUGGAUUUAAUGUAUAUUUUCCAAUGGCUAUUCUAGCAUUUUGUCUAGCAACAUACUUUAGCCUAGGAAGUAGAUUGCUUUCUAUGUUAGGUUUUCAACAAUUUCUUGAUGAUGAUGAGUUUACAACAGACCUUGUUGAGGAAGGUCAAGAGUUAAUAAAACGAGAGAGACGUAAGAGACAAAGAACAGAAGAUUUGAUGUAUAGAAGACGCGAAUUUCAAGAAAGAUUUAGUAGCGCUACCAGUUCAUCUCGCUACAGAACCUCACGGCAAAGUACCGAUACAGUUCGGCCUUUGAAACGAGAUGAGUCGGUAGAAUCCGCAAGAGCUGGAUUAUUACGUGACUUUGACCCUGCAGAAUAUUAUAUUGGUAUGGCAACUGGAGUUGACAGUUAUGGUGCAAAUAAUAGUUACGAUACAGGCUACCAAGCAGAUGAUUUUUAUGAAGGACAUAUGGACAAUGCAAGAGCAUUUAUUACAAAUACUAAUCGCAUAGGACCUCCACAAAGAGGUUUAUUUGAUGACAUUUAAAUAGAAGCUAAUAGUGCUUAGGUUUUGCUCAGUAACAAAUUAUAGAACAGGUACAUUCGUAUUUAAAAAAUAUUCGAUCUGUUCUUGAUAUAUGAUAGAAUUUUUUAAAUAUUGGAUUUAAAAUUGUGAAUAUAAUUAAGUUCUACAUCUAACAAGUAACAAAUCAUAUAACAUAUAAUUAUAUUACAAUUAAUAUAGUUAAAAAAAUGAAUUAAACAAUGUGGUUAAAAAAUUUGUUUUUUGUAUUUUUAUUGCUUAUUACUAAAUUUCAAGAAGACAAAUAAAAACGCAUUCUAGGGA